Centropristis striata (black sea bass) is the source of this 1113-nucleotide messenger RNA. RefSeq lists its product as uncharacterized. The transcript is spliced from 5 exons. The coding region runs from base 1 to 1050 and encodes 349 amino acids. The record is from RefSeq and is a predicted model, not a curated record. Gene Ontology annotation, biological process: response to bacterium. Lineage: Eukaryota; Metazoa; Chordata; Actinopteri; Perciformes; Serranidae.
AUGAUGACAUCUCCAAACUUUGUCUUCUAUCUGACGUGUUUGUUUUGGGGGAAAAUGGCUCAUAUGACUGAUCUGAAAUGGUCCUCAUCUGUUCGUCAAGAACCACGUUUUGUAUCAGCUAAUGCUGGACACAAGGUGACUUUGCAAUGUUUCUAUGAAGGUGAUGAAUCAGAAUGGCUUUACUGGUACAAACAAACUCUGGGACAGAAACUGAAGCUCAUCUCUUCAAAGUAUGCAUAUGACACAAAAAUCACUUUUUCUCAUGAAUUCAUGAACGAUUCACGCUUCACUCUGGACACUAAAAACGGUGCAUAUCACUUGAAAUUUUCUGAUUUGCAAAUAUCAGACUCAGCCACUUAUUUCUGUGCAACUGGCUCUACGUUUAACUUGAAAUUUGCAGAAGGGACUAUUAUCCAUGUAAAGGGUUCAGGUUUGAAUGUUCCAGCUUUUAUCCAUCAGUCAGCAUCUGAGACCGUCCAGCCAGGAGGCUCUGUGACUCUGAACUGUACAGUCCACUCUGGGACCUGUGAGGGAGAACACAGUGUUUACUGGUUCAAGAACUCAGAAGACUCUCCACCAGGACUCAUUUACACCCAUGGAGGCAGAAAUGAUCAGUGUGAGAGAAACACAAAAACACAAACCUGUGUCUACAACCUGCCAGUGAAGAGCCUGAAUCUGUCUCAUGCUGGGACCUACUACUGUGCUGUUGUCUCAUGUGGACACAUACUGUUUGGAGACGGGACCAAGCUGGACUUUGAGGAAGAGGUGCACUCUUUAUUCUUGGUGUAUUUCCUGAGUGGAGCUUUGACUUUAACCACCAUCCUGGUUGUGUUACUGGCUCUCUCAUUGUACAAGAUGACCAAGAGAAACAGCUGCCAAUGUACAGAUUCUCAAACCAGAUCAUCAGCUCCCUCCACUACAAAUGCAGAGAGUUCCAGAAAUGGAGACGACCUCCAUUAUGCUGCUUUGAGUGUAAACCUGCCCAACAGAUCAAGACGACAGAGGAGCAACACCAAUGAUGAAUGUGUGUACUCUGGUAUAAAGCAAUAGAACUGGACAUGUUACAUUUCUAUAUUUUAAAUAAUUUGAUGUAUUUCAAGUGUGAUGUAGAUU